Xyrauchen texanus (razorback sucker) is the source of this 5492-nucleotide messenger RNA. RefSeq names its product myotubularin related protein 3 (gene mtmr3). Gene Ontology annotation, molecular function: protein phosphatase binding; phosphatidylinositol-3,5-bisphosphate 3-phosphatase activity; metal ion binding. The coding region runs from base 957 to 4214 and encodes 1085 amino acids. The transcript is spliced from 18 exons. The record is from RefSeq and is a predicted model, not a curated record. Lineage: Eukaryota; Metazoa; Chordata; Actinopteri; Cypriniformes; Catostomidae. Gene Ontology annotation, biological process: regulation of autophagy; dephosphorylation.
AUACUCCUUUAAGACCAUCGGGCACAAUCCAGAAACUCCUGCACUUGCCAGUGGAGCACACAGAACUGCCUGUUCCCUGAACUUCUGUUGGAACAGACCGCAAUAGCCCCUUGGAGGAAUAUUACGUGUUAUAUUCAACUUAAGAUCUAUCGACAACAUCUGUGGCGUACCAGAAAAUAAUUUCAGUUGAAGUCUAUGGGGCAAGAGGGAUUAGGCUUUUUGAGGUGUGACUACUUUUCUUGGGAGAUAAACUCUUGGUUCUGCAUUUCUGCUAUUCUAACUUAGGAUACCAAUCAAAAGCAACCAGGAAUAAUUAUUUUAUAAUUUUAAGCUGGUAAUGACAUUAAUUGAAAGAUUGUAAAUAAUUUUGCCCAUUCAGGGCUGGAGAUUCUGUCACACUGUUUCAAAGUUUGAUCGCUGCGUAUUUUAAAGGUUUAUUUGUGAUGUUGCACACUUGCCCCAUAGGCUCUCAUUGUAAGUGCAUUAUUGAGUUGUAAAUUACAAGUCAAUUAUUUUCUGUAGGAAUUGACAGGAUGCCACAGAUGCUGUUUUAUAGAGCUUAACUUGAGUUGAACCCAGUUUGUUACUUAUUAAACUGUCCACUUCUGUUCAUGAAUAUGCAAAUCAGGCAGAUGGGUUUGUUUGUGACUCGUGGGUGAUUUGGUUCACUGCUCGCACAAGCGAAUUCAUCAGAUGAGAUCUUUGACAGUCACUUAUUCACCAGAAGUUGUUCGUGUGAGGUGUCAGUUCCACUGCAGUUAAUUGAAAGUGUAGAAUGUCGGGACAUUUUCCAACUGUACAUCACCUGCAAAGACUGCAAAGUCGUCAGGUGUCAGUUUUCCUCAUUUGAGCAGUGUCAGGAGUGGUUGAAGAGACUAAGUGCUGUGGUCCGUCCUCCGUCUCAGAUAGAGGAGCUCUUCUCCUUUGCUUUUCAUGCAUGGUGUGUGGACCUUUAUAUGGGAGAGAAGGAACAGCAUGGAGAUUUGUGCAGGCCAGGUGAACACGUGGUCUCACGUUUCCAUAACGAGGUGGAACGGAUGGGUUUUGACACUCAGAACGCCUGGAGAGUCACUGAAAUCAACAACAAGUACAAGCUGUGUUCCAGCUACCCUCAGCUGCUGCUGGUGCCAGCAUGGAUUACUGAUAAGGAGCUGGAGAAUGUUGCGGCCUUCCGUUCCUGGAAGAGGUUUCCGACAGUGGUUUACAGGCACCAGAGCACAGGGGCCGUGAUCGCUCGCUGUGGUCAGCCUGAGGUCAGCUGGUGGGGCUGGAGGAAUGCUGACGAUGAGCACCUGGUGCAGUCCAUCGCCAGAGCCUGUGCUGUGGACAGCAACUCCUGUAAAGGCGUCUCCAACUGCUCGCUCUCCCAGGAGUACACUAACGGAGCUGACCUCUCUGAUGCCGACUUUGACUCAUCCAUGACUAACAGCUCAGAGGUUGAGUCAAUGGCCAUCCAACCUCGUAAACUUCUGAUUUUAGACGCCAGAUCUUAUGCUGCUGCCGUGGCCAACAGAGCCAAAGGAGGAGGCUGCGAAUGCCCAGAGUACUACCCUAACUGUGAGGUUGUGUUCAUGGGCAUGGCCAACAUCCAUUCCAUCCGCAAGAGUUUCCAGUCUCUACGCUUCCUCUGCACGCAGAUGCCUGAUCCAGCCAACUGGCUGUCUGCUCUGGAGAGUACCAAGUGGCUGCAGCAUCUGUCCCUGCUGUUGAAGGCAUCUCUUCUCGUGGUGAACGCAGUGGAUCGUGACCACAGGCCCGUCCUGGUACACUGCUCGGACGGCUGGGACCGCACCCCUCAGAUAGUGGCACUGGCCAAAGUCAUGCUUGACCCAUACUAUCGCACCAUUGAGGGUUUUCAGGUGCUGGUUGAGACCGAAUGGUUGGACUUCGGUCACAAGUUCGCAGACCGUUGUGGUCAUGGAGAGAAUGCAGAGGACUUGAACGAGCGCUGUCCUGUCUUCCUGCAGUGGUUAGACUGUGUGCACCAACUCCAGAGGCAGUUCCCUUGCUCCUUUGAGUUCAACGAAGCCUUUCUGGUGAAGUUAGUACAGCACACUUAUUCAUGUCUGUUUGGAACGUUCCUGUGUAACAGUGGAAAGGAGAGGGAGGACAGACGCAUCCAGGAACGGACCUGCUCCGUUUGGUCUCUCCUCAGAGCCGCCAGCCGCUCCUUCAGAAACAUGCUGUACUCCUCACAUUCAGAGACCGUGCUUCACCCGGUGUGUCAUGUACGCAAUCUGAUGCUAUGGACGGCAGUUUACCUGCCCAGCUCUUCCCCCACAACCCCUUCAGAUGACUCGUGUGCCCCCUACCCUGCGCCUGGUGCCAACUCUGAGGACCAGCCCCUGGACAGGCGUCCGAAGACCCGCUCGUUUGAUAACCUACCCAGCGCUUGUGAAGUCGGAAACCCCUUGACUUCGAAUCGCCGUUCAAGUGACCCCAGUUUAAAUGAGAAAUGGCAGGACCACCGCAGGUCUCUGGAACUCAAAAUUGGGAAUGGGCCUGAUGGUGCUAUAUCUCCAGAUAUAGAGGAGAGAGCCAAUGGGCAAAUGGGGGUGGGGCUUAUGGGAACAUUGCCCAAUGUUUGCACAGAGGAAAGGGAGGAGCUUGGAGAUGUCAGGUUGCCAAAGAUACAGGGGGUUGAUGAGGCGGAGCUGUCCUUGACUGUGGGUGUGGCUAUGGGCCAGAUGGAAAACAUUCUCCAGGAAGCAACAAAGGAAGAGUGCGCACCAGAUAACCGCAGAGAUGCUAAAACAGACCUCACUAAUGAUACCUCUGCUACAAAUGUCGGGAGUUGCAAAAUUGCACAUUCAGUAGAAGUCGAAAGCAACAUCGAUAGCGGUAAUAUUGAGAUGCAGCUAACUGUAAGUGCCCGUGAGAGCAAAGCUGAAAACCUCAGAGACCGAAAGGUCAAUGGACAUUCUUCAGAAGAUGGUAGUUCCGAAGAGUCCUCUGCUCUCAGCCAGGAUACCUCUGGAAGCCAGGACUCUGAGGAACUAGCCAUGGAUGCACUUGAGAAGAUGACCAUACAGGAUCCCAACCCCUCUCAUAACAUGCUUAAUUUAACUUCCAAUGACCUCAGGACUCUCAGUAAUGGCGAUGAUGUACAGAAACCAUCACGGCAGGGUCAGGGACCUACCCUUUUCCCAGAGACAAGGUCUGAGUCUCUUGAGCCAGCCGAGAAACGCCUUUCUCUCUUGGAGAGCUCUACAGAGACACUAACAGAGGACUGGGGUGUCCGACCUGAGAGUUCAGAACCCUCAAUUCCGCCACCUCUUAAAACCCUUGCCGAAUCAUCGUGCCUCAAACAGGGUCUAAAAGCUGAUCCUCAAGGCACUCCCAGAACUUUAAACGACACCCCAAAACGGCCAUCUCUCAGUGCCUUUCCACCCUCUACUGACCUCCUCCACCCAAUAUUUAAUGGUGAGUCCCCAGAACCAGAGCCCACUGCUCCGCAGUGGGCCCGCACAAACGGGGAACAGUCCAUGCUUAGCCGACAAGUGUCACUGGCUAGUUGUGGCUCGCUGACUCUCAAUGCACGGGGCAGCUGCUCCCACCAUCGCUGCCUGCACUUGGGUUUUCUUGGCCGGCCGAGCUUCAGCCCUCCGGAGCCCCCCUCGUCCAGGAGCCACCUGGACGACGAUGGGUUGACCCUACACACUGAUGCCGUGCAGCAGCGCUUGAGGCAGAUCGAGGCAGGUCACCAGCUGGAGGUGGAAGCUUUGAAGAGGCAGGUACAGGAGCUCUGGAGUCGUCUGGAGAGCCACCAGACCACUGGGAUGCUGCGACUCAACGGAGACAUCAGAGAUGAAGUGGCCUCAAUCACAGACUCUGACUUCAACCUGGAGCCCAACAGUCUGUCGCGCUGCAGUACUGAACUGUUCUCUGAGGCCAGCUGGGAGCAGGUGGACAAACAGGACAGUGAGGUGACCCGGUGGUACCCGGACCAUCUGGCUGCCCAGUGCUACGGCUGCGAGAGAGGGUUCUGGUUGGCCACUCGAAAGCACCACUGCAGAGGCAAGGAGCAUAUGGAAGAGAUUUGGAAUUGUGGGAAUGUGUUCUGUGCCAGCUGUUGUGAUCAGAAGAUCCCGGUGCCAAGCCAGCAGUUGUUCGAGCCCAAUCGGGUGUGUAAAUUGUGUUUCAGCAGCCUGCUGACUCCAGCGUCAGCUCUGGAGUUAGAGCUGGACAAACCCAUCACGGCCAGCUCCAACUAAACCCAGAACCAGGUCAAAACGCCCACACACAAAUAACUGCGGAGGACCCUUGGGACAUGUUGAAGAAGGUCCAGAGACUGUUUUCGUGGGGCGUAGUUGCUUAAUUGUAUUUUCCCACCCGGAAGGGAAUCGUGUAUAUAUGGAACGGAGUGGAACAUGCAGAAAGUCGUCCGGAGAGGAUGCUUAGCACUUUCAGUUGGCGUUAGAGGACUGCUAAAUGUAUUUUUGCAAAGGCAGGGUGCGAUUUGUGACUGAAUUAAAAGCUUGAAAGGUUUCUCAAAAGACCAGUGGACAGUGUUUUACUGGCGUUUGUUUUCAAGAGUUUCUUUUGUGUAGGAUUUCCUUUAUCAUCUCGCAAACAUUAGAUUUUCGUUGACAUUCUUGGGAAUGCCACAGGGUGAAUGGUGCUUUUGGGACGAGUACGUAAGAUCUACUAUUUUCAAUAUCUACUUUGUGUCUCUUUCAUUGAGAAAGGUAGUGGAAAUUGUCUUUUUCCUUGACUUUUUCUUCUGUUUUAGACGUUGCACAGGUCGGCAGUCCAUUUGGGGUUGAUUCUGGACACCAAAAAGCGUUUAAACUCACCUGAUUUCCAGAUUAAUUGGAGACUGUUGGUUUGCGACCCCAGAUUAAGGCCUUGGACUUGCUUGAAUAGAACCCUUUGUGCCAUUGGCUAUAUAGUGACAGGAAGUGAUGUUAGCCUGGACCGCUAGAGGGCACUGUUGGCUUUCUGGUGGCGUCUGUGAGAUGCCGUCUGCUUCUGAGACGUUCUCACUCAAGUUUCUUUUUUUUUUUUUGUAACAUAAAUGCGAGACUAAUGAGAUAAUAUAUUAGAAUGUUGUAAGAAUGAGACGUAUAGCAUUUAAGAUGAGAAAUUGUAUAGAAUUCUUGAAUAGUGGCUCACGAAAUUAGUCACCAAAUAUAAGUCGUGUUUGUUUUCCCCAGUUGUAGCCAUUUGGGGUUUGUUUAUUCUUUUUAAUGUAUUUCUUUUUUCCUAAUUUUUCUUCUAGUGAUCGCUGAAAAUAAGUGAAAUGGCAUAUGUAUUGAGAGAGGUAUUGCAUUUGAAAUGCAGCUCUAGGGCCCCAGAAUUGUUUUAUUUAUUUACUCUGACUAUUGAUAUGCCACAGGAUAAUCAGUGUUGAUCAGUGUGUUUGCUGCCUUUGCACUGAAGACAAAUAUCCCCCACAAAAAUUAAAGGGAUAGUUCACCCAAAAAUGAAAAUUCUCCCAUCAUUUACUCACCCUCAUGCCAUCCCUGAUGUGUAUGAUUUUAAUUCUUCAG